CUCCUGUCAUCUCAGCCGUGCGCGCCUCAGUAAGAAGCAGCGCGUCAGGUGCGCGCCCGAAAUUUGCAAAAAGACUCCAACUGCGAAGGACCGGAUGCCCGAAGAGGGCGCUGUGCGGAGUCUUUGCAAACCGCUUUUCUGCCCCAGCCGGGCCGCCGGGCGGGGCGUCACGGGCUCCCUCGCCUCCAUCCGCCUCCCCUCACUAUAAAGGGCGCGUCCCGAGGCGCUUCCCGUCCCGAGCCCAGGCCGAUCCCGCGCAGCCCUCGCCAUGGAGCCGCUGAGCACCGCGAACUCGGCCUUCGCCUUGGACAUCUUCCUCCUCCUGUGCAAAAACGACCGCACCGGGAACGUCUUCAUCUCGCCCUACAGCGUCUCCUCGGCCUUGGGCAUGGUCCUCCUGGGGGCCCGGGGCGACACCGCUGCCCAGCUCUCCCAGGCUCUUCAUUUUGAUAUGGUUAAGGAUGUUCAUUCAAGUUUUCAGAGCCUGAAUGAAAAGUUGAAUAAACAUGGAGCCUCCUGUACUCUGAAACUUGCUAACAGAUUAUAUGGACAGAAAACCUAUGAUUUCCUCCCGGAGUUCUUGGCCUCAACUAAGAAAAUGUAUGGUGCAGAAAUGGUCAGUGUGGAUUUUCAGGAUGACACUGAGAACACAAGAAAGAAAAUAAACAAGUGGGUCAAAGAACAGACAGAAGGGAAAAUUCGAGAACUGUUGGUUCCAGGUGUGCUUGAUGACACGAGUAAGCUUGUGCUAGUGAAUGCCAUCUAUUUCAAGGGAAUGUGGCUGGAGAAAUUCCUGAAAAGUGACACAGUUGACAUGCCAUUCAGACUGAAUAAGAAAGACACAAAGACAGUGAAGAUGAUGUCUCAGAAGGCGAAAUUUCCAUACGCCUACAUUGAGGACCUUAAGUGCCAGGUGCUGGAGCUGCUUUACCAAGGCCAGAAGGUCAGCAUGAUUAUUCUGCUGCCAGAUGACAUUGAGGAUGAUACCACAGGUCUGGAGAAGAUUGAGAAACAAUUGACAUUGGAAAAACUGCGUGAGUGGACUGAGAAUCUAAAAACCAUUGAGGUCAACGUCCAGUUGCCCAGGUUCAAACUGGAAGAGAGCUACAAUCUUAACGACAAUCUCGCUCAACUUGGGGUGCAGGAUCUCUUUAACAGUAGCAAGGCUGAUCUGUCUGGUAUAUCAGGAGGCAGAGAUCUCUCUAUAUCAAAAAUUAUUCAUAAGGCCUUUGUAGAAGUGAAUGAGGAGGGUACAGAGGCGACGGCUGCCACAGCAAGCAUUGCUGUCUUUGCCAUGCUGAUGCAGGAGGUAAAUUUCUCAGCCAACCACCCUUUCAUCUUCAUUAUUAAGGACAAAACCAUAGAUGAAUUCCUGUUCAUUGGCAGACUUGCUUCCCCAUAGAACAAAAAGACUCUGGAAAUACAAGGUCAAGCUUGAGCUUUAUUACUCAAGCUAUUAAUGGUGGCAGCAUUCACUUGUGUAAAACCAGCCAGAAGCAAAUCUUUAAUUUGCUCUGUAAGUUCAUCUCUAUUGGCUUUUUUCCAUGUAUUUUCAGAUAGGCACUUCUUUUUCCUUUUUCAUGUUGAAAUAAGAAAAACACCCCACGGGUUGCUUUUGAAAUGCGUCAAGAUUUUUAAAAAGAAAUAAAAUCAAUGUGCAGAUUCUUGACAGUGCAGUAAUCUAUGAAAUUGCAGUGCUCUCCUGAUAGCCAUGGGGAAAACAUGACAUUUUCCAAAAUCAAAUUGCUCUCGAUCUGGAAUUAGAAUAAGCCAAAAAGAACAGGUGAAAUCAAUUUGACAUAAGAAAAGUAAUGGAGCACCAAUUAUGUAAAGGCUGUAUCUGAGCGACUCCCCUCACCUGCUACAACCCUGGGAUGGGCAAAGAUCACCAGACCUGAUGCAGCUGCUGUUUUCAGAGAAGGGGGAGAAAUUGCCAGAGACUCCUGCAGUAAGUCUCUGGUCUACAUCUGCCCAAUGUGUGAUGCAGGCCUGAGAAAAAAAUACACUUAGAGACAGAACUAGAAGAAAAAAGCGGGGUGCCAGGACGACUAAUGCUGGUGCAACCGACAAAGGCCCUGGGCAGUCCCAGACACUGACUUUUAUUGGAUAUCAAUUGGGUUAAAGGUGAGCUAUGAGUGGUUUCUAUGGAAAUUAAUGUAAACAAGGCUCAUGAAGGACAAGAGAACGCAUUCUCAAAUUAGGAACAGAAUAGACCAAAUACAUGGCUGUAAUUAGAACAUGGCCUUCUAAUCAGAACGUUUUAGUUGUGGGAUCGGAAUUUGGGUGCGAGUUACUCUGACCUCAGCAUGGAGGCUUCCGCCAGGCUCACUUCUCAAAACAAGCCAGUUGCGGGGCUAACUCUUCACAGCCCACCUUGGGCAUGAUCAGUAUUACAGUCCUCUGCACAUUGAAAUAAGUGGGCCCACAGUAGCAGUUGCUAAUUAGUUUCCUUUUCUUUGUGACAUGGGGGUACCAUUUAUUUUACAGCUAGAAUUUUGGAGCCAUAAUAGACAUCUACCCUGACAUGGAAGGGAGGAUUAAAAAUGUGCAGUCAGAAUAGAGGUAAACACUCUGAUUAAGGGCCUGGGUGAUGAAGGCAAGCUUCCUUUGCCCUGCAGUUUGGUUCCUUUGUCCCCAGGAAGAGUGUGCUCAGUCCCAGCCCUCGAGUGUCUCUAUGCCUCAGCUAAAGAGCCACCAAGUCAGCCGGCACCGCCUCUUGCUGUCCCAUAUGUCUGAUAGGUACUUUGAGUGAGGUCACUGAGUCAAGCAGUGGGUGUCUGAUGAUCCAUGCUGCUGAGAGACUACAGAAAGAAAAACACAGCAAACCAGAAGUGCAGAGUGCUCACUGUGGAAGGACUGCUCACCUGUUCCAUGAUAAAGGCUGACUUCCCUCAUUUUGGUGGGUGUGGCGAUAGGGUGGGGACUUCUGUACUGGUAGAAACCUUUGUCACUUGGACUUCUUUGAAUGGGGCUUACAGUUCUGUAUUUUCUCACUUCCACAAGGCUGGUGAGCAUCAGGAGGUAAUAAAGUCUUCCUGGAUUCUGCAAGCCA
Messenger RNA from Heterocephalus glaber (naked mole-rat), 3052 nucleotides. RefSeq names its product serpin family B member 1 (gene Serpinb1). The record is from RefSeq and is a predicted model, not a curated record. Gene Ontology annotation, molecular function: serine-type endopeptidase inhibitor activity. Gene Ontology annotation, biological process: negative regulation of endopeptidase activity; negative regulation of interleukin-1 beta production. Lineage: Eukaryota; Metazoa; Chordata; Mammalia; Rodentia; Bathyergidae.